This is a messenger RNA of Pocillopora verrucosa, 2256 nucleotides long. NCBI's taxonomy places the organism in Eukaryota, Metazoa, Cnidaria, Anthozoa, Scleractinia, Pocilloporidae. The record is from RefSeq and is a predicted model, not a curated record.
AAUGCAAAGUUACAUAGUUGAAUUCAGUCAGAUAUCGAGAAAUGGUGGAAGUCCAGCAUUAAGGCCCUGAUUAAAGUAUUAAGGAUUGGUCCAAUUUGAAAGACAUGAUUUUCAAAUCUUUCACUGAGAUAAGUACGGAUCAGUGAAUAACUGCAAGUAACGUAAACAUAUAGGUGACUUAACCCCCAAAAAUUGUACUUGCAUGCCAAACAUUUGGUUGAGCUUUGCAACAAGGGAACAAUUCUUUGAAUUUUCCUCUUAGUUUGCUAAUUGAUCCUGUGUGGGCCUACUUUUCUCUUAAUUUUUAUUUGAACAACACAGACACAAGUCCUAGAGCUCUGUCAUGAUACCAGUGUUCUGUUUAAUUGGCUGUUAGUGUAGAAUGAAUUGUGAUACACCAGUCUGUUGUCUCGAGUGGCUUCUCUUCCUGAAUCGUCAAAUUACCCAACUUUGUCGUUGUUCAAAUAUAAUCCAAAUCCUCUCUACUUCUAGACUUUCCAUGGUGUAAGAUUACUGGUUAUGAGUGUAUAUUCAUGUUUUUCUUAUGCUCUACAGUGUUAAGAUUUAAACCAAGUCCUCUCUCUUUGCUGGGGUUUGGGAAAGUAAGCCAUAAACUGGAUUGAUGAAAACAGGAACUGAACCAUGCCGCCAUAAAACUGAUAUGCCAUACUAGCUUACCCAGGACAGCAAUUGAUCUAGACUUACAAGCCUUCCAAAAAUUAGAGGAGGAUGAUGCAUGAUCCAAGUUAUUUUGUGUAACUACAAAUUUGUUGGAAUCUUUGCCAAAAUCCCUGAAGCAAAAGAUUUAUAAGACCAAAUCCACUGAUCCACCAACAAUCACCAACCUAUUUAUCAUUAUUUUAAUUUAAAUAUGUGACAAAGCCUAGAAAGUAACUUUAUUGUCCACCAUGUCAUUCACUCAUCUAGUUAUUUCUAACAAGAAAUGAUUAAAGAUCAGUGAUUCAUUAUCUAUGCUAAGAUGAAAAAAGAAAAGGUAUACAUAUAUUUUACAUAUUUCAUAUAUGUUUUCAAAUUGCAACUAUAUAAUUAUAUUAUUAUAUGUAGAUAUACAUAUAAACUUUUUUUAAUUUUUGACUUGUAUGUUCCACUUGGCAACUUAGCUUAAUAUUGGCUCUGAAAUUGUAUUCCCCUUCACAAGUGUUGUAGAAGAUUAAGACUUAACUUGGUUACAACUCCUCUAGCUAAGAUCCAAAAUGGCUUUGGGCUUGAGAUUACUCACUGAGGGUGAUGAGAGGUUUUUAUAGCUAGUUUCCAGGAAAUGUUGACAUUGUAUUGGACAAAGGGUAUAUGCAGAGAAAAAGUUUUGUUUAGUGACAUGUUAGGAGCCUUGUAGGAAGGGAAGAAUGUCAAAUUUUGGGUUAAGUGUGCCCUUCUCCUAAAGUCUCAAAGUGAUUUUAUAGCUUCAUUCAGUGUUCAGUCUUCUUUGAUGAAUGUAUAUUUAUUAUUUAACUUUUCUGAACAUUUAACCAACAAUGUGAGUAGUGGGUCACAUGUACUGAUGAAAUUGAUUUGUUUGUAUCAAGGUAAUACAACUGAACCUGACAGGAGUGACUCACCGCAAACACACUACUCAGCUUGUGGUCCAACCCACAAGACUGGGAGAUCUGUCCAGGAUGGUCUCCCCAGCACAAGCACAAGCGCAAGAGGAUCAGAAGAUGAUAUGCCUCCAAAUGGCAGCAAUUCUUUAUUAAGUAAAAGUGAACCAGAUGAAUGUAACAUAGUGGAGGAUGAGAGGCCAGGCGUUGAGGCUAACAAGAAGAUCAACAAAGAGAGCAGUGGAAUGAAUCAGAUGGAUAAUGCCGCAGCAGACCUAAAAAGUGCCAACGAUAAUGAUUCAAAUGCAGAUCAGGCUAAAGUGACUGCCACUGGGCGAUCUUUUAAAGUCGCAGACGUUCCAAUUAAAGUGAAGAGUAAAAUCUGCCUUAAACUUAAUGUAGAAGAUAAUUAUAAUUUUAAAGAUUAUCGCUUACUUGGAGAGAAAAUGGGAAUUGAUCAAGAUGUAAUAAAAAAUUUAAAACGGUCAGCAAAUCCUACCCAUGAUCUUCUUGACCAGUGGUCUGUUAAACGUGAGGCAACUGUAGAGAAGCUCAUAGAGUUUCUUAGAGAGGAUGAUAUGGAUAGGGAUGAUGUUGCAACCAUUCUUGAAGACUGGUUGAAAAAAGAGAUUUCGAAUACUUGAGGUAUUGACAAUUUUUAUUAUUUUUGCUUAGGGGUUUUUGUUUUUCUCUAAGAAAA